CAACAUAUGCCCUAGCCAGCUCAAUCCCUUGAUAUUCAAAUUGAAUAUUAUCAAACCACUGUGGGCAGUUUUGGAGAGAAAAGUAAGAAGCAGAUGCUCUCCUCCAACAUCUAAGAAGUAACUGGCAGAUGUUCUGUGGACAACAUUCCACUGUGUUCACUUUAUUUUGUCCAUCCCCUUAAAAUACAGAAUGCAUGUUUGGAGUUUUAAAGGCUGUGGCAUCAAGCAAUUUUCUUAAUUAAACAGAUAUUUGAAAUACUGUACAUUUAGCUCUAGGAUUCCAGCAGCUGAUGAAGGAUCUUUAUGUUGUUUUCAGAUGUUUGCAACGGUUGUUGUGCUGCAAGGAGCAAAAUCAUUACAUGUUGUAGAUUUCCCAGAUUUUGAUAAGCAUGUACCUCAUAAGGUAUGGCCACUCCCUUUAAUAUAUGUGGGAAAUCAGUUAACAGGUCUGUUUGGAACAAAACAACUAAAUCUGCCAAUGUUUACUGUGCUCAGAAGAUUCUCCAUUUUAUUCACAAUGCUGUUUGAGGGUUACCUCCUAAAAAAGGAGUUUUCAUGGACCAUAAAGGCAACCAUAUUCACCAUGAUCCUGGGAGCUUUUAUUGCUGCAAGUACAGAUUUAGCUUUUGACCCCUACGGAUAUGUGGUCAUUACACUUAACAACAUUCUGACUGCUGCUAAUGGGGCUUAUAUGAAACAAAAACUGGACUCCAAGGAACUGGGAAAAUAUGGGCUGCUCUAUUAUAAUGCUUUAUUCAUGAUUAUUCCAACUAUGAUUUUAGCGUACUUAACUGGAGACAUUAAGAAAGCUUUGGAGUAUGAUGAUUGGGCUGACAUUUUCUUUGUGAUUCAGUUUGUGUUAUCAUGUGUCAUGGGGUUUAUACUCAUGUACUCCAUUAUGUUAUGCACCCAUUAUAACUCUGCUUUGACGACUACCAUUGUCGGUUGUAUCAAGAAUAUCUUAGUGACAUACAUCGGGAUGGUGUUUGGUGGAGAUUACAUCUUUACUUGGGUGAAUUUUAUUGGCCUAAACAUCAGCAUUGCUGGCAGUCUUGUGUACUCGUAUAUCACUUUCACUAAGGAACAAAAAAAAAAAUGUUGAUGGAACAAGUUUAAAGUAAGUCGAUAAUACCUAUGGGAGUCAAGAACACAGUCAGCAGGGUGUGCACACAGUCUCAUUUCACAACACCUUGAGUGCAGCAGAGACCAGCAAUUUUCUCAGCAACCUUGGUUUUGUUGAGAUGUGAUAUGACAAGAUAUGAUUUAAUUUCAUGUUGGAUAGAUGAUAAAUAUAUAUUAUCCUUUUGUCUUUUAAAAUUGUAAAGUCCUCAGCCUUAGAAGUUUAAAUUGGACUGUUCAAUUUCUUUUUUUUUUUUUUUUUUUUUUUUUUGGAGGUAUGAAUCAAAAUAAUUGUUUAUUUAUAUUUAUUAUUAUUAUUAUUAUUGUGGUAAUUAACAUGAUACAAAUUAUAAUAGAACAUGUGAUGCUGUUGAACCUGGAAUAAACAAGUGUAUGAACAACCUAAAUAAAUUUAAAUUGUUAUAUGCAAAAAAAAAAAAUAUAUAUAUAUAUAUAUAUAUAUAAACGUUUGUAUAAAUUGAUUUUCACUCAUAAAUUUCACUAUUUCAUCAUUUUUAAUGAUUCUGUGUGAAGGAUCAAAUGCAAACUGUGUGUUUUGCUUCUGGAGAGCAAUCAUUCAUUUGUGUUGUGUACUUUCAAUUAUUUUUCAUUCAUUCGUUCAUAUAAUCAUUUAUGAUUUAAUCAUUUUAUUAUUACAUUUAAUCAUAUAAUAAUCAGAAUUUCUUAUUAAUUAAUCAUUUUUAUUAUUGUUUUUUUUUUUUUUUUUUUACAUUAUUUUUUCCAUUCUUGUCUAGUCCUGUGACUGUGUGUUUCAAGGUAUGUUUGUCUCCAUGAAUAAGAGAUAAGAGGGAAUGCUUAUUGAAAUUCAAGGUUUAUGGGAUGUUGUGAAGCAUUUUGGUAUAACACUGGUUGUUGGAUUUGUGUUGGUCAGACAAAGUCUGAGCAUUGAAACAUACACAAGCAUAAACAUAUUAAGAUUAUUCAAUAAACUCUGCUCCUUUUUAUUAUCACCA
Messenger RNA from Cyprinus carpio (common carp), 2093 nucleotides. It is a transcript of the gene slc35d1b, whose product is annotated as solute carrier family 35 member D1b. The record is from RefSeq and is a predicted model, not a curated record. Lineage: Eukaryota; Metazoa; Chordata; Actinopteri; Cypriniformes; Cyprinidae. The transcript has 12 exons. The coding region runs from base 317 to 1102 and encodes 261 amino acids. Gene Ontology annotation, cellular component: Golgi apparatus. Gene Ontology annotation, molecular function: antiporter activity; GDP-fucose transmembrane transporter activity.